This is a messenger RNA of Sipha flava (yellow sugarcane aphid), 5327 nucleotides long. RefSeq names its product probable helicase with zinc finger domain (gene Helz). Gene Ontology annotation, molecular function: protein binding; helicase activity; metal ion binding. Gene Ontology annotation, cellular component: cytosol; P granule. Lineage: Eukaryota; Metazoa; Arthropoda; Insecta; Hemiptera; Aphididae. The record is from RefSeq and is a predicted model, not a curated record. Bases 191 to 5296 code for a protein of 1701 amino acids. The transcript has 16 exons. Gene Ontology annotation, biological process: regulatory ncRNA-mediated post-transcriptional gene silencing.
AAUAAAAAUUUAAGUGAUAACCGAAACAGGGAAGUUUUUAUCCAUUGUUUAUGUUUUCUCUACGCCUAAAUGUGUGGUACGUCCAGAACUAAAUGACCAAUUGUAUUACGUACGACCAGUCGUAUUUUAACUAUGAUCACAUAGGUCGUAUGAUAAUUGACAUCCAAAACCCGUUCAUCCUUGCUCAUACAUGGAUACCAAUUUCGCCGAGGUUGAACACAGAGCCAUCGAGUACCUAAACCACAAACAAUGGAGCAACGCGUUUUUCUGUUUCGACCAAUUGCUGGAAAAUGCCGUGGCCAAAAGCCUACCGUCGGAGCGCUUCGUCGGCUACCUUUUGGGACGGUCCCAGUGCAGUCUGGAACUGAAGAAGUAUGAUGAUGUCAUUCACGACUGUCGACACAUCAUAUCCAUGCUGACCGAUGAUGAAAACGCGUACAGCUCACGCGUGCGCCGCAACCUGGUCAACGCAUUAUUUGCAUUAAAGAGAUAUGGUGAGGCCGAACAGGCUGCUCUGGAGUGGGUGGUCAGAUCUGAAAACAGCAGUGAGGCUAAAAAAAUGUUGGAUACCGUGCGUUUAGUAUGGAGCAUGUCAAAAGAAGAUAUUCCAACGCCAGUCCAGACAUUGGAAGAUCAGUUGAACCAAAUCAAUGAAGAUCUGUUAUUUGGAGACAGGUUAGACUCUUGGAUUGCAACUGGAGUCAGGGAACAAAGUAGAAGAAAUAGGAAACAUCCUGUUGAAUUGGUCGAUGAUGAUAAAUUGGGCGGUCAGUUAUUCGAGCCUUCUAGUAAUGAAAAUAAUGGUAUUCAUAAUUUUGAAAGAAAUAUUCAAUUCUUUGAGCGUUUCAAUGGAAUUGGUCAAGAAAAUGGGAUGGCAUAUUCUAAUAUAGCAAAGCAUAAUGGUGAAUCAUAUGAUUUAAGGACAAAUUAUCAUUCAAAAGUCACAGAAGUUUUCCAAGAAUCUAGAAAAGAUAAACAGGCAGAAUUGAAGUUUCCAAAAAAAAAUGAAAUGAGGUAUUCUUGUACAUAUUGUGGUAUAUCAUUCCAUUUAGAAAAUCAACUUCGAGCUCAUUGUGCUACUGAAAACCAUCAAACAGUAAUUAUGUCUGAUGAAGGACGAGAUUGGAAAUGGCGACCACCACCACGUGGUUUUUCUUCGGAAUGUUAUACCUUAUGUGAAGCUUAUUCAGAAGGAGAAGGAACAGAAAAUUCUUGCAAGUAUGGUGCUCAGUGUGUUGAAGCACAUGGUUUGGAAGAAUUGACUGAAUGGAAAGAAAGAUUUGAGUACAGGCGAAUGAAACUACAACGUGCAAGUGAAAAUAAACUGUAUGGAAAAUCUUAUACUGAACAACUAUUAGAAAGAUGGGUUCAGUCAACAAAUCCAGAAAAAAUAAUGCGUGAGAGUUUGGACUGUGUUGUCGAGACUCAUGAUUGUGAUUUAGUAACUACUGUUGAAUCUAAAACUAGUAAUCGUGAAUGGACAUUUGUGUUAGAAACAACUUCAUCUCUUCAAGCAGUUGCUUUACUUCAAGACACUUAUCGUAACCAUUUUUCUUUAAAACAUAUUUUGGUUGACAAUGGUUUACAACAGGUUGCUUUCGAUAUGGAACCACCCAAUGAUCAAGAGUGGGUAUCUCAAGCACAGCAUCCUGUUUCUCAGUCAUUGUCUUCUAAAUUAAGACAUCAAAUUAAGGUUUAUUUUACAACCAAUAUUUAUGGAACCUUUAGACAGGCAGUAGUAUUUGACUUUGGUCUUGGUCCUGUUUUGGUUAAACAUCUUUGCGUAGAUGUUAUACCUGUAACAGACUGUGGUAAAGUUAAAGAAAUUCACAGAGAGUUGAUAUUAUCAUCCAUGGAACGAUGGAAUAUAGCAAAUUCAAACAUUGUGGAGUUUCAAUCAUCGAUAGGGCCUGUUCAAGUGCAGGAUGAUAGAGAAAGAGAGCAAAAAUUAUUAUUGAGUUAUCAAGCACCUUGCCCUUCAACUUUUUCUCUGACUCACACAACAAUUUCAGACAAAAAGCUGACUAAGAACAAUUAUAGAGCAAGAAUUCAUGAACUAUUAUAUGUUGAAGAACUUGCACGUUAUGAACAGGUGGCCCGAUAUAAUUUAACUGCCAAACUUCAACUGGCUAGCUGUUAUUUACUGUCACCUAGUGGUGUUGCAGCAAGUACUGCUAAAUACUCUCAUAAUAAUGAGUUGUUUGCAUUAUUGCAACUUGGAACCGAUGUCUCUGAAGAUACUUCUGCUGGAAGAUUAAUUUUAAAUAAUUGUACUACUGUUUAUCUUUCUCCGUCUAAAGACUCCAAGGCAUCUGAUGAAAAGCGAACUGUUCAUGAAGCACAAAUUGAAGAUAAAGGGAAAAAUGUUAUUUACCUUAGAUUAUCUGCUAAUACAGUUACUGGUCUUGGUCUUAAAGCAGAUACAAAUGUAAAAUUUGAUGUACAGUUUCAAUUAAAUCGAAUACCAUACUGUGAAUGGCAUUAUGCCAUUGAUCAUAUUGCUGAUUUCAAAAUAAUUUUUCCUGAUACAUUUUUGGAACCAAUUAUACCAUGGAGUCCAAAACAACAAUGGGCUGAAAUUAUUGAUAAAAAAUUAAAUGUUAAACAAAAAGAAGCUGUUGUUGCAAUCACAACUCCUACAAAUAUUAGUUUACCUCCAAUACUAAUUAUUGGUCCUUUUGGUACAGGCAAAACUUAUACUUUAGCCCAAGCAAUAAAACAGACAUUAUUACAAGAUAAUACAAAAAUUUUAGUCUGUACACACUCAAAUAGUGCUGCAGAUUUAUAUAUAAAAGAUUAUUUACAUCCAUAUGUUGAAGAUGGGCAUACUGAAGCAAAGCCAUUAAGAAUAUAUUACCAUAAGCGUUGGGUUUCUACUGUUCACAGCACUGUUCAAAAGUAUUGCAUUUUAGAUCAAAAUGGUUCAUUUAGACUACCAACACUUGAAGAAAUCUUAAAUUAUCGUGUAAUAGUAGUAACGCUUAGUAUUUCUAUGUUUUUAUCUUCUGUUGGUUUGAAAAAAGGUCAUUUUACUCAUAUUCUCUUGGAUGAAGCUGCACAGGCUAUGGAAUGUGAAGCCAUUAUGCCAUUGGCACUUGCUAAUACUGAUACUCGAAUUGUUUUAGCUGGAGAUCAUAUGCAGUUGAGUCCAGAAAUUUUUUCCAAAUUUGCCAAGGAAAGAAAUCUUCAUGUUUCUCUGUUAGAACGGCUCUAUGAUCAUUAUCCUGGACAAUUUGCUUGUAAAAUAUUAUUAUGUGAAAAUUACAGAGCACAUGAAGCUAUUAUACAUUUUACCUCAGAAUUGUUUUAUGAACAAAAACUUGUGAGUAAAGGCAAUCAACCACAACAUGAUAGUUUGUAUCCUUUAACAUUUUUUACAACUCGUGGUGAAGACAUACAAGAUAGUAAUUCAACAGCAUUUUACAACAAUGCUGAAGUUUAUGAAGUUGUUGAACGGGUAUCGGAGUUAAGGAAAAAUUGGCCACUAGCAUGGGGAGCAUUUGAUGAACAUUCCAUUGGUAUAAUGACACCUUAUUCAGAUCAAGUGUUUAGGAUUAGAUCAGAACUCCGUAAACGACGUAUGGGUGGUAUAUCUGUUGAAAGAGUACUUAAUGUACAAGGCAAACAAUUUAGAGCAAUAUUUCUUAGUACUGUACGUACUAGACGAACUUGUGUGGCCAAUAAUGUAGGAGGUGGAGAAAAAUCUAAUAGUGGUAUAAACAAGCUUGGCAUGGAUGAUAUGGACUAUGGAUUUUUGUCUAAUUCAAAGUUGUUAAAUACUGCCAUUACCCGUGCACAAAGUCUUGUGGCAGUAGUUGGAGACCCUGUUGCAUUAUGUUCUAUUGGACGAUGUAGAAAAGUUUGGGAGCGGUUCAUCCAAAUUUGUGAUGAAAACCAUAGCCUCAAUGGUAUAACAUGGAUUCAUUUGAGAAAUUUGUUAGACAACCUUGAAUUGAAGAAAACAUAUGUUUUGAAUCCAUUGGCUCCAGAAUUUGUUCCCCGACGUUACCAACAAGAGUCAUACAUUAAGAUACCACAGUCUUUAGCAACUUUUAAUGCUGCUAUACCACCGCCACCUUUAAGGUUUUCUCAACCACCCCCCUUAUUUUCUUCACCUAUAUUCCCAUUCCCUUUAUACAUACCUUCUAUUUCUCAGCCUCCACCUCCUACAUUUAUCUCCUUACGACAACCAAUUAUAAAUCCUUCUCAAAUUUGGCCACUUGGCCCUUUAACAACAUCUAGCACCCCAAAUAUAUUUCCAAGGCCAUUAUUACAACCACCAAUACAAAAAUCAAAUGAAGAAGAAAUAAGACCACCACCUGGGUUAGUGCCUCCACGUAAUCCAAACCUAGUGCAUUUGGUUCAAAAUGGACAUGCUGAUCUUCAAUAUGUGCAAAAUACCAGUGGAGUUACUCCAGUGAACUUGCCCUCUCCAAAUAUGAUUGUGCCAAAUACUAAUUUAAUGGGACUUCAAGAUCAAUUUAACAAAAUAAACAUGUCAUCAAUACAACCAUAUACAAUGCAACAUCCUUCACUAGUGCAACCAUUUAAUAUUAGAACAAUGGUUGAUGUGAACAACAAACAUGCUGAAACUAUAUCAGCGCAACAAACACAACGCAACAAUGAUCGAUCAAUGCUUGAGGGUAUGUUACCGCAUAACAUAAGUAUAGAAGAAAUGAUGAGUUCUCAAACAAAACAAGUAGAGUGGCUGAAAUUCCUUACAGAUAAUGGUGGUGCUCUGAUGGGUCAAAAAUUUAUUGAACUAUUGCGGUCUCAAACACAGUACAAAAAGUCAUCUAUUCAACAACCACCACCAAAUAUACCAUUACAAAUGAAUGUACCACCUCCUGAAAUAGGCAAUAGAGUUCCUGAUGAUUUGUUAAAUAUUUUAAUACAACAACAACAAACUCAAAAACAACAAAUUAAUCAUAAUGGGUUUGGAAAUUCAUCACAGUGUGUAUCACAGGGAGUUCCGCAUUUAGAUAGUGGUGGAACAUCAGAGGAUAUGUAUAAAUCAUUAGGUAAUCAAUAUUCACUUGUUCAGCAACAACAAAAUAUUGAUCAAAUUGAUCGCACACCAUUGUACAAACGACAGGCACAACCACAACCUAAUGGUAACAUUAUGUUACCAAUGAAUGGGGAUCGUCAGGCAUUGUCUCCUCAGUAUCAAGGUAUGUCAACGUAUGCAGAUGCAUGCAGGCAAUCGCCAAUGGCUGAAGAACGGAAAAAUCCUGUAGAUGGACAGUUUGGGAAUGAUCCACAGUGCAAUAAUGCAUUCUAUAAUUUUUUCAAUUGAAUGCUUUUGUAAUAUAUAUUUUUGCCCGUAA